AUGAGAUGGAAACCUGAACCUAUGCAGGCUGCUAGUGCUGAGAUUGAUCAACCAAAUGAUCUCUCCUUAUUCUCCAUUGGCUCACCGGCUAAAAGGGCUAGUCUCUUUGGAGCUGGCUCUUUUGGAGCCAAAGGGAAAGGGGUGAAGCCUAGAAGAAGACCUUACAAAAGCAGAAGGAAGCCUAAAAUCAGUGAAAACUUCAUUGAGCCUGACAGAAUUGAUAUCAUUGGAGGAGCCGCGGUGGGUGCAUGCAUCAAAAGAAAGCUAGAAGACGAAUUAAAGGAUGGUCCUAAAGUGUCUGAUAGGAUCAGAAUUURCAGAAAGGAGUUAAGCAAAUGGAAGAAAUCCAAUGAAGUUAACUCCAAGGAGAGAAUCAAUCUGAUUCAGCACAAGCUUGAUUAUUAA
Molecule: messenger RNA, 405 nt
Organism: Arabis nemorensis
Lineage: Eukaryota; Viridiplantae; Streptophyta; Magnoliopsida; Brassicales; Brassicaceae
Source: the annotation of a GenBank genome assembly